AGUAAUUUCCCUCCUGUCUUCCUGCACUGGAUCCUACUCCAAGGGGUUGAGGAUUCGAUAACUAUGACUCAGAAGUGCAAGAAUAAAACAUGGCUGCAGAGAAGGGUGACGACGAUCCUGAGGGAAGUGCCUUGCUGGAGCUGCCCUUGGAAGCGGAAAAGGGAAACCCGGAGGCUGGCAUCCAGCCCCUGCCGCCAGAAAUCGACGCUUGCUGGAAGGCCGUUUUUCAUGAAAGCAUACAACGGAGGACCCUGACUCUGCAGGGCCAGACGGUGGAGAAACUCCACAAAGUCAAGCUGAGGGAGAAGAAGGUGGAGAAGAAGGAACCUGCGGACGGCUUAUCCCGCGAGUGGUUCAAUGACGAGUCGACGACCCUGGAAACUCGGACAUACUUGCUUGAAAAGCUGCUCCCUACCCUGAUUCCAGGGGUGGAGAAGCUGCUCCAGGUGGCGGAAAGAAAGGGAGCCCUGGAAACCACGGAAUUUGAGCCCCGUAAACUGGACCCCAUCAACUUCCUGGGGGAGUACCUGAUGAGGCACAACCCGUCCUACAAGAACUUGGCGAUGCCCAAUCCCUACGUGCGCGGAAUGAAGGCCAUCACGGAUGAGCUGAAGACACAGGUGCCCGAGACCACCAUGCACAAGUUAGCUCAGAUGAAGACGCUGGUCAAAGAGAAACGGGAGCAGAGGGAGCAGGUGCAGAAGAUCAAGGGAGAUGUCCAAGACAUGCGCAGGAAGGCGCUGGCCACGCAGUUCAAAGAAUGGACGCAGGACGUCUCCAGGCGGAUACCGCUUCUGCUGAUUCAAAGCGCCCUGAAAUCAUUCCUGGAGGUCGUCAGCUCGGCACCUGCAGAUCCCCAGACAGGAAUCUAUGCGCGACCCCUGGAAUCAGUCGGGACGCUGUCGGUGAAGGUGAAUGAAGAGGAGUUUGUGGAGUAUCUCCUUCCUUACAUCAAAAAUUUUACCAGCGACAUGUUCCAGCAGCUACUGCAGCACCUCCUGCAAUGUGCCAACAACACGCGAGAAGCGAUAAGACGUGAUGUGUGGAGGCAGAUGUUUCUCCAACUGUUUUUCGACUGCGACCAUGGAAAGGUGGGGCUCUUGGACAGACUGAGGAUCAUCUCUCUCCUGGAGACCUUCUACGACCACAGCUCAGCAAUUUCCAGGAAAAACUAUUGUGAACCCAGGAAAUGGCCCAUCACUGAACCGGACGAAGUGGAAAUGACCGAGUUCUGGGGGAACAUGGAAGACGACGGGCAGACGGAUUCAGAGCAGCCCACUCCCCCAUCUUUGAAGCCAGCGCUACGAUUAUCCGAGGAGGCCUUGCUCCUCAAUCUGAUGCUGAAAGACGUCCUCUCGGAUAUGCAAGUGGCCAUUCCCGAGGCAGCAGGUAUCCCAAAAGUUUCAGCAGCUGCAAGCCAACCCGAAACGGGGCUGGAGGAAAAGGUCGUCGCUGCAGAGGAGGGAAGUAAAGUCACGCUGGCAACGUCCACACAGGAUGGAGCAGAAAUACCGGCUGUGGAGCUGGAAACCGUUGGCCCAGAGGCUGAGGGGCAACAAACCCCAGCUGCUGAUGAGCCUGCUGUACCUGCAACCGAGGAAGGGGCUGCAGGGGAAGCCGCUGCCAAUGAAGCUGCUGCUGGGAACGCCGAGGAAGUUGCUGGGAACGCUGAGGAGGAAGCUGGCCCUGAAGCCCACCCCGCUGAGCAGGCUCUGGACAGUGAAGACGCCGAAGAGAAUGCAGGACCAGAAGCUUCUCUCGCUGAGAUAGCCCAGAGUUUGCAGCAGGCCCUGGACCAAGAACUGGGCCCUGACCAGGAGGCUGGCUCAGAGGAGCGUGAGAUCCUCACAGAGGAAGCCGGGGCAGAUGCGGCAGCCGCGCGGGAGCAGCCGGACGGCCAAGCAGAGCCCAGCAGCGAGGCAGCUGCGCCAGGGCAGCCCGGCAGCGAGGUGCGCCCAUGCGCCAGUACAGAAAGGCCGUCUGCCACAAGCAUGAGAAAACCACCAGCAAGCAAGGGCAAAGAUCUGCCCCCCUCGCCGCCUGCCACAGCCAGCAAGACAGCCGAGGGGGCACCGCAGCUGAUCUACGGCCAAAGAUGGUCAGGUGACUUCCAGACAGCCGACCUGUCCUUCAAAUAUACCGACUACGGCAAGGAGAUCCGGGAGGACUGGAACAAUGAAAACACCAGGUUCCCAGGCCUGCGCGGGAACAUGAUAGAGAUGCAGGCAUGCGGGCCCCCUUCGACCACGAGCGCCUUCGAAAAGCACUCGCUCAACCUGCCGCAGUUCGUGCAGCUCAUGGAGACCUUCGUGGGCGAGGAGCCCUCCCUGCCCAACUUGAAACGGCUUGUGGAGUUCGUCAGGGAAGGCUACGUGCAGACCGAGGAGGAGAAGAUCGAGCAGCUGGAGAGAGUUCACCACCAGUCCUCCCUGGCCCGCCGACAACUCUUCCUGGCAGCCGUCUUUGAGAAGUGGGACAACGAGUGCUCCGGGUUCCUGGACAUGGAGGAGGUGGAUGCUGUUCUGAGCACCUUUAAGGAAGGGAUGGAGCAGGAGGCGCUGAACAAAGCCAAGCGGCAGCUGCCCGUUCCUCAGUGGCAUCCCAGCGGGGUGGUGAAGCUGGCCCAGAAGGACUUCCAAACCUACAUCGAGCUGGUUGCCUCCGAGCUCACCGGCGACGAGGACGAAGUCCUGGAUAACAUCGUGGAGUUUCUCAUGAUGGAAGUGGAGCGGACCCACACGGAGAGGCUGCGGGGGAGCGCGCGGAGGAAGUGGCUAGCGGGGAUCCAGCGCAUGGCCAUGAUCCACGGAGGGGCCAUGGAACCAGUGUACCAGGCCGUCUUCAAGGCUCUCUGUCGGGACGCAGAUGCCCACGGGGAUGGCAAGAAGAUCGGUGCCUACAUUGCCCUGCUGGAAUAUAACCUCCUCGCUCCCGAACGGGGAGAUGUGCUCCUCCGCUACGUGGCCUGCACAGAAGACGACGCGCCACAUGUCCUAAACCAAACGCUCUUCAUGGACAUGGAAGGAGUCAGUUUUGCAGCAGUGCUGGACGACAAGCCAAUCCACGUUCCCAGAGUUCAGCUGCACGGGAAUAUCCAUUUCUGGAACCGCGGUCGGCCCAAGCGAGAGCAGCAGGGGUCGUUCUUGGUUCUUCCCCUUGAGGAUAUCCGGAGAAGAGUCUUCGGCAUCCUUGGGCUGGACACCCUCCGGGACACGAAUGAACGAACCAUCUUUGUACCCCAUGAAAUCCGUUUCUAUCAGGGGGUGGCAAACUGCUUCAGCAUAGCCUACCACAACAUCCGCACCCAGGCGAGUAUCAUGCAGGUGCUUCUCACUGCCGUGGGAUGGCUCCUGGCACGGACGUCUCACCUCCAGGCCACCACGGUGUACUUCAUGGAGCCCGGCGAAACCAGGAUGUACGAUUAUAUCUUGCGGAAAGUGAUGGCGUCAGAUGCACACGGGCAGGCGGAGACCUACCCUGCUCCAGCUCCUGCGCUCAGCAGAAAAGACGACGUGUUCAGGGAUUAUCUGUUCAAGUGCGUAGACUGCGCCAUGGUGGUUCCUGCCUGCGUGUACGGAGAACGCCACCUUGCCGUUCCCCUGAGGAAUCUAACGGGCCGGGCCAUUGCUGUGUUCGACUUCAGCCUCAGGCCCUGCGAAAAGCUGCCUUCCUACGAGUACAAGGACCUGCAGGGAAUGGUGAAGACGGUGCACGCAGCCAGCUGCGAGAUCCUGAAGGAGGAUGCGGGAGAACUGGAUCCAUCCUAUGUCUUGGAGGCGGAAUACGUCGGGGACCAGCGGCGCGGGGGAGUCCUCUUCUACAGAUUCUUGCUGCAGGACCUGCGGAAGUGCAUCUGGAACCUCGACCCCUGGCUGUCCUUCGGAGGGAUUACGUCCUUCAAGCAGCCGCCGAUCCUCGUGCACGCGAUACUCAAGUGUGUCCUGCUGAUUCUGUAUCCAAAGUGGGCAGGCACAGGGCAGGUGGAAGACUGGGACUGCUGCAUCCAGAAACUCGAUGGAGAACUUAUUGAAAACAUCUGCUACUUUGAUCCCACCGCUGCAUACGUGGAAGUUCAACCAGAAGUUCUUCACGACUGCCUCCAAGGUACAGACAGAAGAGCUGUGUGGAAGUUUGGCUUCGCUCCAUUAGAGCACCUCUACAACUGGACACAUACCUGUCUGUCUCUAAUCGAGCUGGCAAAGAAACUUAAACAUCACCAGAGUAUCGGGGCGUCACCUUCCGUGUUCAUCACCCCUGCACUGUCUCGAUCACUUAAGUCAUUGCAAACUGCAAGGAACUGGACCACGUCUUUGGGUUAAAUUGAUUGUCAGUGUUUACAGCAAAUAUUAGAGGAUUAAAAACUAUUAUUUCUUGCUACUGCUGUGUAGAUGUGUGUACUUAGGUGGAGGUAGAAUCUUUGAUACGAUAUGUGAAAUUCUAUGUCCUUAACCAACCGGGUAGCUUGCUCCCAACUUCCAUUUAAUUCUCGUAAAAGAAAGGAGGGGAGAGAGUUAGGAAAUUUAUAGCUCAUUCCUCUAUCAUGUUUACACAGUUUGCAAAUUAUUAAAAAACAAGCGUAACAAAACGGCUUGUGAAUUG
Messenger RNA from Varanus komodoensis (Komodo dragon), 4599 nucleotides. RefSeq names its product EF-hand calcium binding domain 5 (gene EFCAB5). Lineage: Eukaryota; Metazoa; Chordata; Lepidosauria; Squamata; Varanidae. The transcript has 21 exons. The coding region runs from base 90 to 4319 and encodes 1409 amino acids. Gene Ontology annotation, molecular function: calcium ion binding. The record is from RefSeq and is a predicted model, not a curated record.